UACCCUACGCUGUGCGAUACAGUUCGCAUUUGGGAGUAUAAAGACACCGUGGCAAGCACUUCAAUGUUGCAGUAUAUUCAACAUCAACAGUUUCGACAAGACGAUCUCGGCGCUCUGCUGUUGUGGUUACUUAAAUACAAAAAAAAUGGCAGUUAAGUUUGUCAUUGUGACUUUUGCAUUGGUUUUCUGUUGUGCGGCUCAACUGGUAGAAGACGAAGGUGAAUCUCCCAAACCAGAGGAACCCGAUGAAAGCUAUUACAGUUAUGGACUGUUGGUAACCAAACUAGAUACUCUCAAAAAGAAGUUAGCAAAAUUAGACAAUAUUGAACGAAAGCUAAACAAAUUGGAUGAUGUAGAACAACAGUUAUCCAGAAUAGAGCAGACAAUGGCGAAUAGUGUAUUCGAGUCAUGUUCGGCAGAACCAUCCAAAAUGUCGGGGAAAUAUCGGCUUCAACCCAAUGUCUACGAACAAUCGUUUGUGGGUUUUUGUGAGCAAGAAAAAUAUGGUGGUGGAUGGCUCGUAAUUCAACAUCGUUUCGAUGGAUCGGUUAAUUUCUACCGCAACUGGACGGACUAUAAAAAUGGAUUCGGAAAAAUUGAUGGAGAAUUCUGGAUAGGACUUGAAAGGCUGCACAAGUUGACAAAGGAUAAAAAUGUGGCUCUAAUGGUGGAAAUCGAAGACUACGAUGGCAAUUAUGGUUUUGCCCGUUAUGAAAAUUUUGAAAUUGGUGGUGAAACUGAAAAAUAUGUGCUCAAACGAAUAGACGGCCAUUCAGGAUCUCUGCAAGACUCAAUGAGUAACACCAAGGGAAGCAUGUUCACAACUCGAGAUAGUAAUAAUGACAAAAACGGAAGCGCUAAUUGUGCACAACUAGAAAAGGGAGCUUGGUGGUAUAAUAAUUGUAGCCAUACUAAUCCAAACGGGCCAUUCCAAAAGCAAGGAGCUUGGCAGAAAAUUUACUGGUAUAAGCACGAAGGCGGAGUUCAAUUAAAGUUCUUCAGAAUGAUGAUCAAAUAAACAUAAUUUUACAAAAAUAGUGCAUAGCUUUUGUAGUACAUUCCUUAUAUCAAAUGAUCCCUCAUUGAUUGAUAAGCAUUGAAACGAAAUUGAAGUGAUAUAUCACUGCAUUUCGCACUCAUACCAUCUAGCAUAAAUACCUUUCGUGGCAAUAGAAUUCCAAUUGUUUUGGCAGCACGGGGACGGCAACCUGUUUUUUUCACUAUGGAGUUUGACAGGUUGGAUUGUGCCUCCUUACGUGAAGCAUAAAUUUAUGCUCCAGCCAAAACAUUCACCAACCCAGUCGUGAAAUUUGAAUGUUUACCUUUUUACGAGGGAUAUUGGUGCAAAACGCUUGCAACGCAUUGAAUCUGAUAAAAGUGUUGAUCAUGAAAAAGCAGCAUAUUUGAUAAUUUUCAAUUUGAGAUUGUCAAUGUUUAGGUAAAGUUCCUACAAAGAGUGGAAAUUUUUUGUGAAAAGACGCACAACACCCUUUUUCGCAAACAUUGUUUGCCAAAGUGCGUUUUUCCUCAUUUUCUCCCGCUGCUGUAUUGAGUGCAUGUUGGUAUUAGUGAGCUCUGGUUGCGCAUGAUAAGCGGCAACAAAAUCAGAUCACCAUAGCACCCCCUUGUUUGGCAGGCUUCUGGUUUGGGCUGAAAUAUAAACGACUCAUAAAAAGUGAUCAUUUUCCAUAACAAAAUCAGAAAGAGACAAACCAGCCAAGGGCUGACAGUCUCUGAAAUAAAGACAAAUCAAUCAACAAAACCAGAUAUUGCCAAUUAAGAAGUAGGAGUGGGAGCAUUACUAAACUACAAAAUGUUUUUUUUUUAAUUCUUUAUAUUUGUGGAUUUUAUCUUAAGCUAAUUCUUCACACACUACAAAAUGUCCAUAAGCAAAUCAAAAAGUGCAUAAAUAAAUCAAAAGUUGUACUAGCUUCGGCUGAACAUGUACUAAAAUUGGAAAGAUACAGAGAAGAUUAGCAUGGCCCCUGCGCAAGGAUGAUACGCAAAAUCGUGAAGCGUUUUACAUUUUUUGAGAAACGCGGCUCGGUCGAAAACUUUAAGCGGUACGCUUCCCUUAAAAGCAAGUUCAAAAACUUGGUCAAGGCGAAGAAAAGCGGUUAUUGGCGUCGGUUCGUCGAGGAUUUGUCGCGCGAGUCUUCAAUGAGAACUCUUUGGAACGUCGGGAGAAGAAUGCGUAACGCGUCGUCGGUAAACGAGGAUCGAGAAAGCUCUCCUCGGUGGAUUCUCAAGUUCGCAAAAAAAGUUUGUCCAGAUUCCGUACCCGUGGAGCGAAUAAUUCGGGAUGUUUCCGAAGAUAGGAACGACAUGGAUAGGCCGUUUUCGAUGGUUGAAUUCUCACUUGCUCUUUUUUUUUCAUGUAACAAUUCCGCUCCAGGAAUGGAUCGAAUUAAGUUCAACUUGUUUAAAAACCUCCCCGACGUCACUAAGAGGCGCUUGUUGAACUUGUUCA
Aedes albopictus (Asian tiger mosquito) is the source of this 2470-nucleotide messenger RNA. RefSeq names its product angiopoietin-related protein 1. The record is from RefSeq and is a predicted model, not a curated record. The transcript is spliced from 2 exons. NCBI's taxonomy places the organism in Eukaryota, Metazoa, Arthropoda, Insecta, Diptera, Culicidae. The coding region runs from base 146 to 1018 and encodes 290 amino acids.